AGUAGGCAGGCAGAUGGGAUGACGACGAGCCACGGGCGUAGGACUUGUUUGUGCCUGUGCGUGCGGGGUGCUCACGUCUCCGGCCUCGGGCGUUGCCGUUGCUCCUCGCGAGCGCGCUGCCGCCGAUGACAUGUGAACUCGUCGCCAUCCCCGCCCCGCAGCACGAACCAGAAAAAGGAAGCUUUGGCGCCGCGCUCCUGCUCGCGACCCCCCUGAACCCCAACAAAACCCAGGCAAAAUCGAAACCCUCGCCACCCAAAUCACACCCAAACCCUCGACCUGGAGCCGCUUCCCCAUCCCCAGCUCCCUACAGCUCCUCUUCCCCGGAUGGCCGACGCCUCCUUUCCCUCGCCCGCGAUGUUGCCGCCGUCCGAUUCCGACCUGCUCCUGCCGCCCACCGACGCCCCGACCCCCGAAGCCGCCGCCAGGACCCCCAACCUCCCCGACACCCCCGCCUCCGCCGCGGAUCCAGAGACCCCCUUCUCCGACGCCGCCACCGCCUCCGACGCCGACGUUUCCGCCGUCGCCCCGCUCUACGCGGCGGCCGUGGAUGACGCCGAGGACGACGGGAUCAACGACCCCUCGGGCGCCGCCAGGAAGCACAUGACCCUCGCGCCCCCGGCCCCGCCGACCAAGAAGUCCAAGAAGAAGGGCGGCAACUGCGUCUGGACCAGGCCCAACUCCCGCAAGGGGAAGAAGAAGGCCAAGCCGCCCGGCCACGCCGUCGCCGGCGGCGCCGGCGCCAGCGGAGGCGGCCGCCCCAGGCCCUCCUGUGGCGAGGACGAGUUCCUCCUCACCCCGGCACCCCGCCUCGCGGCCGAACGCAACGACGACGGGCCUGAACUGCCUGUGCUCCUCUCGCGUGUCUACAAGUCCGAGAAGAUCGAGGUCUCGGAGGAUCGCCUAACCGCAGGCAGCACCAAGGGCUACCGAAUGAUACGUGCCACCCGUGGCAUUGCAUCCGGUGCUUGGUAUUUUGAGGUCAAGGUCAUGCACCUUGGUAGCUCCGGCGCCACCCGUCUCGGCUGGGCCACCAACAAGGCUGACAUCCAGACACCUGUGGGUUGCGACAGCUUUGGUUUCAGUUACCGCAGCGUCGAUGGCUCCAAGGUGUACAAGGCCUGGAGGGAUAAGUAUGCCGAUGAAGGAUACGGCGAAGGAGAUAUUCUGGGCUUCUACAUUUCUCUGCCUCAGGGCGAGCUGUAUGAGCCCAAACAACCUGACCUGGUUAAGUACAAGGGAAUGCCUUUCCAUGCACAAGGUCUCAAGGAUGAGAAAAAGACGCCGGAUCCUGUUCCUGGAAGUGAGAUAGUUUACUUCAAGAACGGGGUAUGCCAAGGCACGGCCUUUGAGGAUAUUCCUGGAGGGCGCUACUACCCAGCUGCAUCAAUGUACUCACUGCCUGAUGAGCCGAAUUGUGAGGUCAGGUUCAACUUUGGGCCUGAUUUCACGUUCUUUCCUGAAGACUUCGCAGGCCGUCCUGUCCCUCGGCCAAUGAGCGAGGUGCCUUACCAGGCAUAUGAGCUGAAGAACGAGGGACCUGCUGAAAAUGGUAAUGCUGAAAAGGCUGGUUAGUGUAGUUAUCUUGCUGUUUUCAUUAUUCAGUCGAAUAUACCCGUGGAGUCCACUAGCUAGUUUAUUUAGUGCUAUGGCGAAGCUUACUGACGAACUUACCUUAUCCUAGUUAAAAUGCAGCAAACUGGCUGACGGCUGCUGCUGGUUUCUUGAUUAUUAUGGCGAUGCUUACUGAACAUAUUUUAUUGCGUCCUAAUUAAUUAAAUUACAGCAGACAUGUUGAUGGCUGUAGCCUGUUUAUUAAUUACAUUGCGAAGUUUAUUCAUGAA
Molecule: messenger RNA, 1844 nt
Organism: Aegilops tauschii subsp. strangulata
Lineage: Eukaryota; Viridiplantae; Streptophyta; Magnoliopsida; Poales; Poaceae
Product: protein TRAUCO
Cellular component (GO): Set1C/COMPASS complex
Molecular function (GO): transcription cis-regulatory region binding; protein binding
Source: RefSeq, a predicted model, not a curated record